GUCACCAGGCAUCAGGUCAUUUGGCUCGACAGCGGGCACCGCGUCAUCUGGCAAGGCAGUGGGCUCCGAGUCAACAGGCACGACAGUGAGCACCGGGCAUCAGGUACCGGAUUGUCUGGCUCGACAGCGGGCAUCGGGUCACCAGGUAUGACAGCGGGCACUGGGUCACCAGGCAUCAGGUCAUUUGGCUUGCCAGCGGGCACCGCGUCAUCUGGCAAGGCAGUGGGCACCGGGUCACCAGGUAUGACAGCGGGCUCUGAGUCAAUUGGCACGACAGCGGCACUGGAUCAGGUACCGGAUCAUCUGGAUCAACAGCGGGCAUCGAGUCAACUGGCCUAAUAGGAUCGUCGGGCUGGAUCAGUUCAUCCUGCUGAGUAGCGGCAAUCAGGCUGAAUGCAGGCAUCAGGCCGAGUAGAGGCAUCAGGCCGAGUAGAGGCUUCAGGCCGAGUAGAGGCUUCAGGCCGAGUAGAGGCUUCAGGCCGAGUAGAGGCAUCAGGCCGAGUAGAGGCAUCAGGCCGAGUAGAGGCAUCAGGCCGAGUACAGGCAUC
This is a messenger RNA of Staurois parvus, 548 nucleotides long. The record is from the annotation of a GenBank genome assembly. Lineage: Eukaryota; Metazoa; Chordata; Amphibia; Anura; Ranidae.